AUGGAUCCGAUACAGAUCCCUUCGCGCGACGUCAUCGUAUCUCUCUGCCAAGACGUUCAGUUUGAAACCCACAGCUUCGCCUACAACGAUCACAUUUGGAUCAAAUGUGGCCCGGGUGUGACGUUGGGAGAAGCGGCCAUCCAACGAUACGUGCAUCGCCAUGCCGAUCCUAACAUCGUUCGCAUCCCGGAAGUUUAUGAUGCCUUCACAAGACCACAACCGAAGGCUGCGGCACUGACUUAUAUAGUCAUGGAAAAUGUGAAAGGCGAUAAUUACGCCACCUUCAGCGAAGAGCAUCCCGAAGAGGCGGAACAAGUCCUCGAGGCCAUCGCGAACGCCGUUCGCCACAUCUGGGACAUUCCGCUGCCACCCAACGCUUCCCCAGGACCAUUCGAGCGACAAGUUCCCGUGGACAGAUUAUUCUCUGAUUGCGGGCCAACUAGUGCCUUCAACAACGUAACGGAGAUGGAGGACUGGCUAAAUAAUAGGUUGAAACAGGCAGGCCGACCGGAUAGAAUCAGCCUACAGGGAGAGCCACUUUCCCUGUGCCAUUGUGAUCUCGGACCGUUCAACAUCAGGGUCGGUGAGCCGGUUGCCAUUCUCGACUGGGGCUGCUCUGGUAUCUAUCCUCACACCUUUGAGGAAUUUGCCAUUGUCCACCAAUUCAACCUUCGAGGCGCCAAGUUUGCCAAAGCUCUGCAUCGGCAGCUUUUUGGACCGAAAUUCUCCAAUGGAGGUGUCAUCGGCCUCAGUACCGCCUUCAAACUCCAACAAGAGGGAGUCCCCGUUGUCGUCAUUGCACGAUCCUUCCCAUCUCCAUUCGAAAUAGUCGAUGCUCGCGAAGAGGUAAACUACUCUUCACAAUGGGCCGGGGCUCACAACCGAUAUAUUCCCCCACUUGACGAGGCUGGGAAGCGAGACCAUGACCUUGCCUUGGCUACGUUCCGUCAUAUGGAUGCUCUCGCGAAGGAGAGCCCAGAGGCGGGCAUUACUUUUAUGAAAGGGAUUGAAUAUCUGGAGGCCGGCAUUUCGGGAUACGCCGCUCUUACUACCGAGACGGCCAAGGAACUUGGAUAUGAGGAGUUCAAAGAACUCGACGCGGAACAUCUUCCGGAGGGGGUGGUGCGGGGCUUCGAGUAUCGCACCUGGUGUGUGAAUCCUAUGGUGUACUGCUCCUAUCUGCUUCGUCGCCUCUUUCUCGGCGGGUGUAAGUUCAUCAAGAGGGAUCUCAGGUCACCUAAUGAGGUGUUCUCCAUGGAGGAGCUUGGCGACUUGAGAGCCGUCAUCGAUUGCUCGGGUACCGGAUUCGGUGAUGAGAAGGUCUUUGUUACAAGAGGCCAAACUUGCCUCGUUGCCAACGCCUGCGACGCUACCGUGACACGACAAAACUCUGACGGCACCUGGUCGUUCAGCGUUCCCCGUAAUUUCCACGGCGGAACCAUCAUUGGCGGCACCAAGGAGGUGGACGACUGGAGUUUGGAGCCGUCGGCGGAAACGCGUGCCCGUCUCCUCAAGAACUUCGCGGCGACUUACCCCAAGAUUCUCGAAGACGGCGGUGAGUACAGAGUCCUGAGGGACAUUGUCGGUAGAAGGCCGACGCGAGUCGGAGGCUUGAGACUGGAAAAGGUCGAUGCUGGACCGGGGAGAACGGUUAUACACGCGUAUGGGUUGGGAGGCCGGGGCUAUGAGAUGUCGUGGGGUGUCGCGGAGGCAGUUUUCAGUCUUCUAGAGGAAAACUAA
Scedosporium apiospermum is the source of this 1740-nucleotide messenger RNA. RefSeq lists its product as uncharacterized. The transcript is spliced from 3 exons. NCBI's taxonomy places the organism in Eukaryota, Fungi, Ascomycota, Sordariomycetes, Microascales, Microascaceae. Gene Ontology annotation, molecular function: FAD binding; D-amino-acid oxidase activity. The record is from RefSeq and is a predicted model, not a curated record. The coding region runs from base 1 to 1740 and encodes 579 amino acids.